AUGAUGUUCUCCAGGGGUCCGCUUGGUAUUACAUAUCAUGUGGUGGGUGUCAUAGCAAGGCUGUCAAAGGACCUACUUCUCUGUAUUGUAACAAUAAGAAGUGUGAAAAAGUACCUUACUAAGAUCUCAGUUUAUGAUAAGUGUGAGCAAACAAUUUUCACUAAUGUGGACGCAAGAGCCGAUCACUUUGUGCCAGUUCCUGAAGAUUUACUUGCUGCGAUAGGGAAGACUUUCAAGUUUAUUGUGAAGGUGUCGGAACACAACUUUACUGGGAAGACUCAGAGCAUAACUGUCACAAAGAUACUCGCAGCAGAUGCUCCACCUCCUAAUGCUCCCAUGGAAGACGAGGAUAACCCUGAAGCCACCGAUGAUAUUUUGAAGAUUGGAAGUGGGGGAGCUGGUCCUUCCGGUGGCGGACAAACAUUGGAAGGUCAGCUUACCAACGACAGUGGCACAACUGAGCAAAGAUUUUUAACCGUAGGAGAUGCAUAUGAAUUCGCAGGAUUUUCUGUUGCGCACAAUUUCCGUGGGCAGAAAUUUACGCAACUCCCGUACUUCAUUCGGAUCAAUCAAGAGACAACCAUGAUAAAUGUUACUGGUAUAGGCCCGAUCUUCCCUAUACACAAUUUCUCUGCUCUGAAAUACUCAAGCUUGCUUCGCUUAGCCGAUACACCUAGCUACUUUCCGGCACCGAAUGAAAAAGUCACAAUUGGUCUACUUCUGAACAAGUGGAAAAUGGUGAAACUCAAGCUCUGGGGCAAACAAGCAGCAGACUUUAACACCAUCCAAAUCGAGAAAGACAUGAUGCUUAAAGUUGUCAUCAUCACGAGCGUAAUCCCUAAAUUUGUUAAAGAAAAACUAGAACUAUCCUCAUCACCAGCUACAGAUUUCUACUUUGACAAAUCAAUCGGACUCAUCAAGAAUUUCAAAGGAAGGGUCAGAAGACCUCGGCGUGGAUAA
Molecule: messenger RNA, 960 nt
Organism: Eruca vesicaria subsp. sativa (arugula)
Lineage: Eukaryota; Viridiplantae; Streptophyta; Magnoliopsida; Brassicales; Brassicaceae
Source: the annotation of a GenBank genome assembly